UGGAUUGGCGUCUAGCCGGCACAACGUGGGCAAAUAAUAAAAUAAUUCGUUGGUGCGUGCGUGAAAAAAUCGGUCAGCAGACGGUCCACAAAAUACAUAAUUCUAUUACUGAAGAAGUGUGUAAUUCGAAAAAAUAUGCCUUACAUUUGUUUGCUACAGGAAGGCAAUGAGAGCCUGUCGCGUCUCAUGAACAGCGCUCAGCAAAACGGCUACGCGGUCAUAGCUGCACCCAUAAAUGCAACUGAAAUACCAUUGGAGUAUCAGGAACCGCCAAUGUGUGAUCGGCAAAGGGACUUCACGUACUCAGACUUGAUCUUCCCAUCAGAUCAAUGGAAUGGGAAAGUGAUAAGUAUUCUGUCGGACACAAUCGACUGUGAUGCUGAGGAUCCAGUAGUGCGUCGCAAUGCAGAGGAAACACUGAAGCGUGAUAUAUCGUGGGCAGAACAUUUACAAUAUGGUGGUUAUACGAUGAUACAACUAAAGUCUGACCGUAAUCUUAAUAUGGCACGCAUUGCUUCAAGUAAUGUGAAGGGGUUACUGCUCGUGCAAGUACCGUUAUAUAAUUCAAAGAUUGCACAGUCUACCUGGCGACGUGACAUUGACAAUGGACAGUUGGAGCGACUCGAACAGCAGGACACUUGGCAUUGGUGGAAUAGCUUUCGAUGGGCGGCCGAUUUUAAUUCAAAAAUAAAGGUGGUACUCGAGUUAAAUGAAAGUGAUCGUCCAUCAUUGGAAGUUGUGCGUCGUUGGAUGGGUGAGCCGGUCGAAGCUAUCAUUGUGCCCUCUACAAUGUUCAUUUGCAAUCGCCAAGAUUACCCAGUGCUACCAAAAGCUUGGCAGGAGAUUUUAUCUUAUUUUAUGCGUGCACGCAUAAAUAUAAUUAUCUCUUCGGAUGUGCAUGACGGCAGCCUGAAACUCUAUGCCGAAUAUAUGAUGCGUUUCCAGGAUAUUAACAGUGACAUGCACGAACUGUUGGCUUUCGAAGAUGUGUUGGAAGAGCCGCUGCAACCAUUGUACGAUAACUUGGAUUGUUACACUUAUGAGGUCUUCGAAAAGGAUCCUGCCAAAUAUAAGCUUUAUCAAGAGGCCAUUGAACAAGCACUUUUGGACCGUGUUGCUGAAAAAGACAAGGAAAAGAAAUUGACCGUUAUAAUGGUGUUAGGGGCAGGUCGAGGUCCACUUGUACGUUCAGCGCUAAAUGCCGCAGAAAACACCGGGCGUAAAGUGCGCGUCUACAUUAUCGAGAAAAAUCCCAACGCUAUACGCACACUGAAUGCUAUUGCUAAAAAAUUGUGGUACAAGAAAGAUGUGCAUAUAUUCUCUAAGGAUAUGCGCGAAUUCUCACCACCUGAACCAGCCGAUAUUCUAGUCUCUGAGCUAUUGGGCUCAUUUGGUGAUAAUGAACUUUCACCAGAAUGCUUGGAUUGUGCACAAAAACUACUAAAAUCCGAUGGCAUAAGCAUUCCCUGCAAGUCUACCUCCUAUAUCAAUCCAAUAAUGUCUUCCAAGCUGCUUAAUGGUGUGCGUCAAGUGCUGCGUCACGAGACAUUUGGUCGGCAAAAGCAGGCCACUUAUCAUACACAUGCAGAGAGUGGCUUUGUUGUGCUACUCAAAAAUAUAUACAAUAUUGGCUUGCCACAAUCUUUGUUCGAAUUUGUACAUCCUAACCCUCAAAGUCCAAUUGAUAAUAGUCGCUAUAAAACAUUGCGCUUCGAAGUGGAAUUGGAUUGUGUGCUUACGGGUAUAGCGGGCUACUUUGAUACGGUGCUUUAUAAGGAUAUUAAGCUGAGCAUUAACCCACAAACGCACACGCCAGGCAUGUUCUCUUGGUUUCCGAUGUACUUUCCGUUCACGGAACCAAUGGACGUAAAAAAAGGUCAAACUAUUGAAAUUCACUUUUGGCGUUGCGUUACAAAACAAAAAAUUUGGUAUGAAUGGUGUUUGGCUGCGCCACUCCGCACCCAUAUACACAAUCAUGGUGGACGCUCGUGUCCCAUCUACUGUACAUAAGCAUAAAGACGUACGUUGCAUACGUUUAUAAAUAUUCUAUACAAAAAUUAGAAAUAUAAAAUUCGUUCACCGAAAAACUUGACAAAUUUAAAAUGAUUAAUAAUUUGCUAAAUUCUGUUAAGGGAUUAAUAAAUAAGUGUCUAUUAUUUCGCUAUGACUUUAAUAAUUGAAUCAGAAACACUUUGUAACCGAUUUCUUUAAGAAUCCGAAAUGUAUGUAUGUUGUAUUAUAAACCAAAUAUUUUUAUAUGAUAUUAAAAACAUUGAAUAGGAAAUGGCUAAUUUUUUCUUAAUAGCAUAAAAGUUACUCUACAAAUUUGGCUGUUUAUAGUGCAAAAAUAAGCUUUUAUUUACAGAUAUUUAUAUAUAUUUUCGUUUUUGAAUUAAUUUAUGUACUUUAUUUUUUGCAUUGUUUUGACUAUAACUUUUUUUAGAAAGCACAAACUUUAGUUCAUGCAGCAUAUUUUAUUAAACAUUUUUACCCCGUUUUUCUAUUGCAUUAUGAAUAAAGCCAAGAUUUUUUCAGAGCUAUUAAUGGAAUAAAAAGUUAUUAAAAACAUCAUUCGACAAUAUCAUAUGCUAGAAAUGUGAAAUAAUAAGACACAAACAUUGUAAAACAAAUGCUUAAUUUCCUCAUUUAAAUUUAAUAAAAAUAAAAUCACACUUAAUGCAAAAAUAA
Anastrepha ludens (Mexican fruit fly) is the source of this 2688-nucleotide messenger RNA. Its product is annotated as protein arginine N-methyltransferase 5-like. Gene Ontology annotation, biological process: regulation of DNA-templated transcription; peptidyl-arginine N-methylation. The record is from RefSeq and is a predicted model, not a curated record. NCBI's taxonomy places the organism in Eukaryota, Metazoa, Arthropoda, Insecta, Diptera, Tephritidae. The transcript has 6 exons. Gene Ontology annotation, cellular component: cytosol; nucleus. The coding region runs from base 136 to 2010 and encodes 624 amino acids.